UAGAAAUAGGACACCAGUGGAAGUGCGCGCACACAAAGCAAAGCAAAGCAAACGCACACACGAAGACACACAAUCCCCCCACUGUCGUGCGUCCCCACCACACACCUCCAUCGAAGCUUGCGACCGAGGAAGGCAAUCGUACACGCGCGCGAACACACACACACACACAUACACACACACACACAUACACACACACGGCAGACAGCAGCAAUACCGCUGCCACACAAAGACGAAGCAACCAGCAAGGAUGUCCGAGCCGCAGGAUGAGGUGGAGGUGGAUCUGGAAGCAUUUGCAGAGGCAGACGAGGCAAGGAUGAACGAGGACGACGGUAGUGAGGGCGAUGGCGAUGACGGAGAAGAGGAGGAUGAGGAGGACGAAGAUGCAGAGGGUGAUGAGGAUGAUGAGGAGGAGGACGAUGAAGAUGAGGAAGGGGCUGACGAAGACGAAGAUGAGGAGGACGAUGAAGAGGAGGAGGACGAGGAUGACGAGGAAGAUGAGGCGGACGCGUCUCAGGUGUCAGAGGCCACGCCUCGCGCCGUAGCACAGGUCCCGCCCAGUGACGACACACAGUGGCAAUCAACAGAGGAGUUUGCAACCAGUCCAGGCAAGGAGGCCAUGCAGACUGGCGAUGAGGAAGAGGAGGAUGAAGAUGAAGAAGACGAAGAAGGAGACGAGGAAGAGGAAGGCGAUGAGGAGGAAGAGGACGAGGAAGACGAAGAGGAGGGGGAGGAAGAAGACGAAGACGAAGAUGAAGAAGACGAAGAAGAGGACGAGGAAGAGGAAGGUGACGAGGAGGAAGAGGAGGACGAAGAAGCAGAGGAUGAAGCUGAGGAAGAGGGCACAGAGGCCACAGCGAACGGCCAACAAGAAGCGGCGUCAGCUUCCACAGCCACUGGCAUUUCCGCAAUCAAGACCAACAGCACGAGCAAGGCAGCGUCCGAGUCAGCGGGCAAGGCCCAGGAUGCGUCUGCUGCUGUGCCGACGGUGUCCAACGCCAACUUGAAGAAGGCGAGCAAACGGUCGUCCAGCCGUCGGAGUACGAGCACGCGCCCCACCACGCCCGCCGCGUCCGCCACCGCCACCAAACCAGUCGCGAGCAGUGGCAGCAGCGCACAGAAGCGGCGAUCCGGCACAGCGUCAUCCACAGCUGGCGCCAAGAAAGCAACAGUAUCACGCACAACAGCGCGGAGGAGAAACAAGGACGAAGGGUGGAAGGGCAGAUACCGUGUGCUCAAGGAGAAGAUGCGUACACUCGUCUACGCACAAGAGGCGCUGCUUGAAGAUCUGCAGUUGGCACAGGCCUACAUCGGCCGCCUUUAUCAGGAGAGGGACUAUCUGCUUGAGAAGUUGAGUAAAGUGGAGGCGGCGCCGGAAUCGCACGAUUCGAGUGACGACGACUUUGCCGCCACCACCCCAGCAAGCAAGAAGAAGCCGCAGUCGAAAGCGAAACGAAAGCGCACCUCUGCUGCCACCACUGACAAAAAGGCGAAAACAUCCUCGUGACACACACGCACGCAGGCACACGUGUUGUUGGCCUCGAUGUUUGCGUACGCUUGUUACACGCUGAGUCGAUGUGUGUGAAUGUGUGUGUGUCUGUGUCUGUGUGAAUGUGUGAAUGUGUGUGUGUGUGUGCUCUGGGCUUUGUUUGUUUGUAUGACUUUGUGUACUUGGCAGUCAUGCAACGCGUGAGAGACAAGGGACAAAACUAUUCCAAUGAACACGAGAACGAGCGAA
Salpingoeca rosetta is the source of this 1735-nucleotide messenger RNA. RefSeq lists its product as uncharacterized. Gene Ontology annotation, biological process: chromatin remodeling. The record is from RefSeq and is a predicted model, not a curated record. The coding region runs from base 248 to 1504 and encodes 418 amino acids. NCBI's taxonomy places the organism in Eukaryota, Choanoflagellata, Craspedida, Salpingoecidae. Gene Ontology annotation, cellular component: nucleus; Ino80 complex. The transcript is spliced from 7 exons.